Messenger RNA from Morus notabilis, 2087 nucleotides. RefSeq lists its product as uncharacterized. The record is from RefSeq and is a predicted model, not a curated record. The transcript has 17 exons. The coding region runs from base 70 to 1878 and encodes 602 amino acids. Lineage: Eukaryota; Viridiplantae; Streptophyta; Magnoliopsida; Rosales; Moraceae.
AUGCCAAAGAAAAGUUAAUAAUUUUAAUACCAUGUAAAGCCUCCAAAAUUUUCAUCAGUGGCUGUGAAAAUGGAAUGCGCUUCUCUGAAGCUACCACCUCCUUUGUCAUCGUCCAUCUUCAAUCUUCAGGGUUCUUCAUCACCAGUUGGUAGAAACCUUUGUACCAAAUCUUUACAUCAUAAGUUCUUGUCCUCUCCACUUCCUAAACCAUUUCUUCAACUUAACCACAGACCAAAGUACUUCCUUUACCAACCAAACUCAGCUUCUCUCUCUCCAAGAUUGUAUAGAGGGCUAAUAUCAGCACAAGCUCAAAACCAAGGUUGGGACUUGGGGAGAUUUUUGAAAACAUUUUAUUUCUUUAACGGGCUUCCGUCUCCUGCUAAGUUCUUGGAAUUUGUGAUUGAAAAACUCUCCGGUCCAUCUCCUAGUAAACCGGAAAAGAUGGAAACCUCUGGCAUUGUCUUGGUAACCGGAGCAACUGGCGGUGUGGGUAGACGAGUAGUUGACAUCUUAAGGAAGAAAGGACUGCCAGUCCGAGUAUUGGUGAGAAAUGAAGAGAAGGCAAGAAAAAUCCUAGGCCCAGACAUUGACUUGGUACUUGGAGACGUUACUAAGGAGAGUACCCUGGUCCCUGAAUACUUCAAAGGAGUGAGGAAGGUCAUCAAUGUUGUUUCUGUCAUCAUUGGACCAAAAGAAGGAGACACUCCUGAUAGAGCAAAAUACAGUCAAGGAAUCAAAUUCUUCGAACCAGAGAUUAAGGGGGAUCCACCUGAGAAGGUGGAAUAUAUUGGGAUGAAAAAUUUGCUCAAUGCUGUGAAGAAGAGUGUUGGUCUUCGAAAUGGUACACUGAUAUUUGGCUUUGAAGAUGGCAAUUUUAAGGAACUUGCUUGGGGAGCUUUGGAUGAUGUUGUAAUGGGUGGAGUUAGUGAAAGUACAUUUCAGAUUGACCAAACCGGUGGUGAAAAUGGUCGACCAACUGGGAUCUUUAAAGGUGUUGUCUCCACCACAAACAACGGUGGUUUUACUAGUAUUAGAACAAAGAAUUUUACAGUACCCGAGGAUCUAUCUGCAUAUGAUGGUUUGGAGCUGCGCCUUAAAGGUGAUGGUCGACGUUAUAAAUUUAUGAUUCGGACUAGCAGUGAUUGGGAUGCUCUUGCUUAUACAGUAGGCUUUGAUACUGUAAAAGACCAAUGGCAAUCAGUGCGCUUGCCAUUUUCUUCUUUAAGGCCUAUUUUUCGAGCACAAACUGUAUUUGGUGCUCCUCCAUUUGACCCAGCAAAUGUUGUCUCAUUUCAGCUUAUGUUCAGCAAGUUUGAAUAUGAUGGGAAACUGAACCCGACGUUUGUGGAAGGUGCAUUUCAACUUCCAGUGUCAAGUAUCCGGGCCUAUAUAAAGGAUCCUAUAACUCCUAGGUUUGUACAUGUUAGCUCUGCAGGAGUUACUCGGCCUGACAGACCAGGAAUUGAUCUAAGCAAACAACCACCCGCCGUCCGCUUGAACAAGGAAUUGGGUUUUGUCCUGACAUUUAAGUUGAAGGGGGAGGAUUUGAUACGGGAGAGCGGAAUACCACAUGCAAUUGUGAGGCCAUGUGCAUUAACUGAGGAGCCUGCUGGAGCAGAUCUCAUCUUUGAUCAAGGAGACAAUAUCACGGGUAAGGUGUCGAGAGAAGAAAUUGCUCUUAUUUGUAUUGCUGCUCUGGAAAGUCCAUAUGCACUUGACAAGACAUUUGAGGUAAAGAGUGUCAUACCAUUUAACGAACCUUUUACAGUAGACCUUGAAAAUCCACCCCCAGAGAAGGACUACAAUAUUUACUUUAAGAAUUUGAAGGGUGGAAUUACAGGGAAAGAACUCCUACAACAAAGUCCCUUACCGGUCUGAUCUCAGAUGCAUAGCAGCCAUACAGCCAAUAGAGAAAAAGAGGAGAUGUUUGUAAUUCAAACACAUAAAUGAUGAUGGGCUGGAAAACUAUAGAUUUGUGUUUUAACUUUCUGCUAAUGUAAAUUCACUAUCUACACAGUUUUGGUUUUUCAAACGAAUGUAUAUAAGCCUCUGUACUAUUAAUAUUAAAAGCGUUACUUUGUAGCUCA